This is a messenger RNA of Lathyrus sativus (Indian pea), 516 nucleotides long. The record is from the annotation of a GenBank genome assembly. NCBI's taxonomy places the organism in Eukaryota, Viridiplantae, Streptophyta, Magnoliopsida, Fabales, Fabaceae.
AUGACGUUACCACCUAGAUAUGUCAAGGUUAAUAUCGAAGUUGCUAUUGUGCCAAAUGCUCAAUUGCCUAUAUCUGUUGAAGGUGGUGAUGUAUCGAUGGUUUGUCAGGCAAUAGGAACAAUUGUGCCAUGGCCAAUGAAACUUGUUGAAAUUGUUGUUGAAUGUGAAAAGAAUCCUGAUCAGUCCCAAAACAAAGUUAAGAACACCCAACGAAGUGUUGAUUUUGUUUCGUCACCUAACAAAAGCAACAAAAAAUUCCAAAUUGAAGAGUCUCCUAGAGUUGGCGGUUCAACCAAUCUUGUAAAUUUACCUUUCCUUGAUAUGUAUGUGAAAAAGAUGAUGAGGGUUGGAUCGUUAAUUCAAAUAAAAAUGGAGGAAAGUAUAUUUGGUGAGGAGUUUUUAGAGCAUCUACGUGUAGAGAGUAUAAAAGAGAUUCUUGAUCAUAAUUGGUUAAGUGCCUCUAUUAUCACUGUAUUUUCCAUGUACCUCUAUUAUUACAAAUUUCCUCUAAUCUGA